This is a messenger RNA of Oryzias melastigma (Indian medaka), 1593 nucleotides long. RefSeq names its product sorting nexin-6. Bases 217 to 1326 code for a protein of 369 amino acids. The transcript is spliced from 14 exons. Lineage: Eukaryota; Metazoa; Chordata; Actinopteri; Beloniformes; Adrianichthyidae. The record is from RefSeq and is a predicted model, not a curated record. Gene Ontology annotation, molecular function: phosphatidylinositol binding.
CGUUUACGGCUGUUUCUCUACGUCAGCACAUUAGAUUCGCCAACGUUUUACCCUGCUUCUCCGAGGUGCACUGUGCACUUUGACCCAAAGGAAAUCCUGUGCCUUCUCAGCAGCUGAAGCUGGAGAGCAAAAAAACUCACAAAAGAGGCGAUUUUACUGAAGUAAAAGGAGAGUAAAACUUUCUUCAAAGCAAACUGGAAGCUUGAUAGAUUGACCAUGAUGGAAGAAGUGAAGGGUGCAUCCUCAUUUUUGAGUGUCCAAGUCCACAACAUCAAAGUUACAGAGGUGCUGCAAGACGGAGACUCGCUCACCUUUAUAAUUGUGUCUCAGAAGAUGUCCGGAACAGGAGAGUUUCAUGUGGAUCGGACUUAUGAAGACUUUGAAUGGCUGCAGCAGCACCUCUUCUCCCAGGAGGAUGUUCCUGGAAUACAGGGAGUCAUAUUUCCUCCUCUUCCAGCAAGACUCCAGGUGAAUGCGUCGUCCAAAACUUUGAGACAUCUUGGUUUUCUUGGGCUAGGAGAGUGGCAGCCGUACUGCAAAGCACUGGAAACGUUCCUCCGACAGGUGGCUGCACACAGCAUACUCAGCAAAAACAGGGCUGUGGAGAUCUUCCUGACCAGCUCAGAUCCUCCAGGAAGACAGAAAGUAAAGAAAAACAUUUUCAACCGGCUGAGUCAAGCUGUGGAGGAGAUGAGGAAAGAAGGCCAUAAGGACGUGGACGACUUCUUCCAAACCAAGCGAGAUCACAACUUUUUGCUAACUGGCUACACCAAGAUGGCCGCUGAGAAAUUCCUGGAUGUGGUGCUUACAGAGCAAAAAAUCGCAGUUGCCUGCGGCCACUUUUCAACCGCUCUUCACCUCUGCAUGGAACAAGGGGAGAACCCGGAAAAGCAGGAUUUUUCUCAGGUUUGUGUGAAACUAUCAGAAGUCUUCAAUUCUAUAAAGAAAAGCAUGACGAGCACCGCCAUGAAUGACAUGAACACUCUCGGACUGGGUCUGGACCUGGAGACUCGAUACCAGGAGGCAGAAAAGGAGAUGCUUUUUAGGAGAACCUGCAAACUGGUGGAGCUGCAGAAUGCGACGAAAAAUGCAGAAAAGGCCAAACCUGUGAAGAAAGCUGUGAUGGAGGAGGCAAAGAAAGCAACAGAGACGGAGUUUCGGCAGAUUUGCGAGGUUGCAAAGAAAGAGAUAAUUCAGCUGGAGAGCAAACACGUGGAGACGCUGCAGCAGGCUCUGGUUCAGUGGUGUGAAAAGCAGCUUCUCACAGCCAAAGAAAGCGCUGAGGUGUACAGCCAGCAUCUGCAAACGUUUAAGCGGAUGCAGUGACUUCAGGGAUGCACUUUUCACGUAAAACCCUCUGAACAUCCAAAUGAUGUUGUUUUUGUAUUUUUUCUUUACUCACAAGACAUUUUCUUAUUCUAAUAAAGUAAAUUGAUGCCCACUCUCACAUACGUAUUAUUAAAUCACAAUAAAACUCUAGUAUCACGAUACUUUCCAAAGGAAGAUGCUUUUACUGCUCUCCCACAAUGUGCUGAGAUUGUAUUGUACUGCAGGAGCUGGAAAAUAAAGUGUGAUGAAUUGAUUCCCAAAGUA